Molecule: messenger RNA, 623 nt
Organism: Amphimedon queenslandica
Lineage: Eukaryota; Metazoa; Porifera; Demospongiae; Haplosclerida; Niphatidae
Exons: 3
Coding region: 152-568 (138 amino acids)
Source: RefSeq, a predicted model, not a curated record
UGGACUAUAAUGCAUACUUGCUCUCUUGUAGAAAUGUGAGGCUGAUAGUUACAGAAGUCGUGAGGAGUUUCUUGUUGAUCUUAAUCAAAUAGUUGAUAACAGUAUCACAUAUAAUGGACCAACCAGUCCCUUUACUGUCACUGCCCAGAGUAUGAGGGAAGUGGGACUACAAUAUCUUGAAGAGGAAAGAGAACAUUUUGAACAAUAUGAAAGCCAGUUAGGACCUUUUGACAAGUCACCACUAAAUGAACCAGAAGGACUAGGAGGAGAGAGUGGAGAUGAGGAGGCAGAGGAAGAAGAUACUAGUACUAACAUGAAUAUUACUGGACAAUCCAGUGUCAUCAUUACUAGUGAAGACAGUAUUCAGAUUGGGACUAUAGAUGUUGAAGGCACAGAUGAAGAGGAUAUAGAGAAAGGGAGGAAAGGAGAAGGAUUGAUAGCCAGUAGUUUGUUACCAGUCACUGGUGGUGGUAUGGACAUAUUGAGUCAUGAUUUACAAUAUUCAUCAUCAUCAAGCAGUGAAGGAGAGGGGGAAGAGGAGGAUAUUACUGAUAUGGAAGAAGUGUAACUUUGUUUAUGUGUAGAUUAUCAUGAAACAUUCAUUUUUAACUUAAUGCACAAAA